This is a messenger RNA of Cajanus cajan (pigeon pea), 976 nucleotides long. RefSeq names its product WRKY transcription factor 22. Gene Ontology annotation, molecular function: DNA-binding transcription factor activity; transcription cis-regulatory region binding. Gene Ontology annotation, biological process: regulation of DNA-templated transcription. Gene Ontology annotation, cellular component: nucleus. The record is from RefSeq and is a predicted model, not a curated record. Lineage: Eukaryota; Viridiplantae; Streptophyta; Magnoliopsida; Fabales; Fabaceae.
UUUCCUUAUCUCUUCAUCCACCACCGGCGUUUGUUGUCAAGUGCCAGUGGAGAAUCUCUCCUCAGAUAUAUGGGCAUGGAGGAAAUAUGGACAGAAACCCAUAAAGGGGUCCCCAUAUCCAAGGGGUUACUAUAGAUGUAGCAGCUCAAAGGGGUGUUUGGCAAGGAAACAAGUUGAGAGGAACAGAUCAGACCCAACAAUGUUUAUUGUGACAUACACUGCUGAGCACAACCACCCUGCUCCUACUCACAGAAACUCCCUUGCUGGUUCCACACGCCAGAAGCCAUUGGCACCACAAGCCGCCACAAAUGGAGACUCUGACAAGACCCCAACAAAGCCCUCUUCCCCUGCCACCUCAGGGGCAGAGGAAGAGGUUCCACCACAAGGGGAAAAGUCAGAGAGCAGAGAAGAGAAAGAGGAUGAUGUUGAUGAGGAAGAAGAUGAAUUUGGAGGGUUGUCUGAUAUGGUGCUGACAGAUGAUUUCUUUGAAAGUUUGGAUGAACUGAGUCAACUCACUGCUCCUUCUGUUGUCACUGGAGAUUGCUUCAGUGACCCCUUUUCAACUAUUGCAAUCCCAUCUUGGGUGGCUGGUGGAUGCAGAUGAUUCUUUGGGGGAAAAAUCAUCACAACAAGUGUUUUCAUUGAUGACAAUAGGGACCCUUUUUUGUUUUGUUUGUAGAGGAAAGGGAACAUUUUGGAGGAAUCUUUACGAACAAUGGUUUGUGAAGGGGAGGAAUAGUUUGUAGAGUAGUGAGUAGUGACUAGUAAGUAAGGUAGAUCAAGCAUUUGUAUGUUCUUGUUAAAAUUAAAUGGUUAAUAGGGAUUCAUAGUUUCAUGUCAUACCUAUGUUAAUGUAAAAACAAUUUGUUUUAUCAGCAGGUUUUGUAUGCUCCAUGAGUUGUGGUUGAGUUCACUGUAUUACUAUUCAACAUUGGUUGUGAUAUAAAUUGGCAAAGCACUUGUGUUUUUGGGUUGA